This is a messenger RNA of Scylla paramamosain (green mud crab), 3578 nucleotides long. RefSeq lists its product as uncharacterized. The record is from RefSeq and is a predicted model, not a curated record. NCBI's taxonomy places the organism in Eukaryota, Metazoa, Arthropoda, Malacostraca, Decapoda, Portunidae.
GAUGGUGGUGGUAACAGUAUUAAUAAUAAUUCAAAAGUAAUGCCAAAACACCAAAAACGAAACAUAUUUACUCAGAAUAUCUACGGAACACCUACAAACACACAAAUUCUACACUAUAAACUUUAAAGACACCCACAAACACACAAACCACAUUAAUUAGUAUAGAAAUAGCACCACAAUUUUUACUUAUCGCUAAAAUCUCUCUUACACAACCCGGCUUUAUCGAAGUUCGCGCUAAAAUCUCCGUAGCGCGACCUGAGCAGUGCGGGUUGGUGGCUUUGCGGAACAGGUGGGCGUGGCUGGCCUGAAAGCACAUGGCAAUGUCAGGUGGCGGUGUGUGUCCGUUCAGCCUAACAUGGCGGCUGGUGUACCACUCGGCGCUGACGGCGGUGCUGCUGGUGGUGGCGGGGGCGCAGGGGGUGUUACUGGACAUCUACAUCCUGGCAUUUGACAAGAAAACAUCACUGAAUUAUUUUUGGCUUCUCCCGGACUUUUUGAUGGUGUUUCCGUUCGUGGCGGCCAUGUGGGGGGUACAAGAGGAACAAGGACUGAAACGCCACCCCAGUACCCCGCACACCCCACAGCACGCCACGCAGCACAGCACGUGGCGCCCAGUCCUCGAACGCGUCUUUGGCACCCGAGCCGAGCCUGUGUAUGUAUGGCUGGUGUACACGGCGCUCAUGGUGGCAAAAAUCUGUGUUAUUUUCCUCUCCGAGAUCCCGAAUACGAUCAGCACGGAUGCGUUUCUAAGCCCACAGUUGCUUAAGAUUACGAUAUCAAUGACUGCUUUAGUGUUUGGUCUUUUGGUUGAGGGACAAAGUGCUUGGGAUUCCGCGACGGCUUUAAGAGAGGACGUCAAGGCUAGGGAAGCAUACAUCCGAGCCUUAUCGCACGGCACGGCUUUAGAGACACUGGACACUGUAGCUUUCCUGUCUCUCCUUACCCAGAGCGAAUCGGCGCUGGUCUUGCCACUGUCUCUCGAACGGCUCAUCCUCGCUCUAGCCUGUAUUAACCUGUUCCUGCCUGCUGUGGCCUUACUUAAGCUCUCUCACUCGGAUUAUGGACGCGGGAGGCUAAACCGCAUCAUUCCGCCCGUGUACAAGCUCAUCCACCUCUGGCUGACAAAUGUAUCCUUCAUGGUGAUCCGAAUUUACCUGUGGGCCGGUCUGUCGGCUUCUGUUUCCCCAUUUCUCGUCAAAAAUAUUUACCACAUCUUUGCCGUCUUGCGUGAGGUGUGGUCGGAGUGUCAGGGCGCGUGGGGGUGCAAGGGGGGUCUGCAUGGUCUCAGGGUGUGUCUGUGGAGGUGCUGUCAUCCACGCCGAGGGUAUGGCAACAAGGGACAGUCAGUGGCGCUCAGUGAUGUUAGAAGAAGUGUUGAUUCAGGAGAGGCGACUGCUGGAGGAGAACGGUUCGAGGAAAUUGAUCUGAAGCAGUGUGAUAGGGCUUAGUGUGUUCGGACAGAGAGACAGAGAGAGACUAGUGGUGUGUUGAGAGGUAGACAGACAGAGAGGAGUGAUGUGACUAGUAUGUUGAGAGAGAGAGAAAGAGAGAGAGAUUUUUUUGUGGUAAUUAAUGUUUUUAUUCUCGUUAGGACAAGUUUAAGGUGAUAGAGAGAGAGAAAGGAGUUGUCUAGAUCUGAAGGCUGUGUGGUGUUAGGUUAGGUUAGGCUGGGUGUGUCGGGGUGUCAGUUGCGGCUGGCUGGUGUGUUGCAGAAGUGUUGUGUUGACGUCCUGUGUGGUCUAGCAAUACUAGUUAUAGAAAGUUUUGCAGUUCCUAGUGGUAUUAGGUUAGGUUAAGUUAGGUUAGGUUAGGUUAGGUUAGAUUUGGUUAGGUUUAGUUAAGUUAGGUUUGGUUAGGUUAGGUUACGUUAGGUUUGGUUAAGUUAGGUUAGGUUAGGGUAGGUUAAGUUAGGUUUGGUUAGGUUAAGUUAGAUUAGGUUAAGUUAAGUUUGGUUAGGUUAAGUUAGAUUAGGUUAAGUUAUGUUAGGUUUGGUUAGAUUAGGUUAGGUUAUGUUAGGUUAGGUUAUGUUUGGUUAAGUUAGGUUAGGUUAGGUUAGGUUAGGUUAGGUUAGGCUAGGUUAGGUUAGGUUAGGUUAGGCUAGGUUAGGUUAGGUUAGGCUAGGUUAGGUUAGGUUAGGUUAGGUUAGGUUAGGCUAGGUUAGGUUAGGCUAGGUUAGGUUAGGCUAGGUUAGGUUAGGUUAGGUUAGGUUAGGCUAGGUUAGGUUAGGCUUGCAUAAAUAGAACCUCUGUCAGCAUUACUAUUUAUGUAAUAUUUAAACUGUAGUUCCUAUCAUUUCUCUAUUAGCUUACUUAAUCUAGGUUAGGUUAAGUUAGGUUAGGUUAGGUUAGGUUAGGUUAGGUUAGGUUAAGCAAUGUUAGAUUAGGUUAGGUUAGUUAAAGUUAGAUUGUAUUAGGUAAAGUUAGACAAGGUUAGGUUAGGUUAGGUUAGGCAAGGUUAUCUUAGGUUAGACAAGGUUAGGUUAGGAUAGACUGCGUUAUAUCAAUAGGUUAGCUGAGGUUAAAUUAGGUUAGGUUUGCUGUUAACCAAAAUUGUAAUGGGCUUUCGAAGGAGGUGCUGUAUUGAGUAUUGGAGAAAUAUUUUUGUAUGUGUGCAUCGAGAGCAGUCAGUAUUUUAAGUGUGUGUGUGUGUGUGUGUGUGUGUGUGUGUGUUGUUUUCAUAAGGUACAAUAAUUUUUCGGUUUGGUAAGAAAGGGUUAUUAAAAUUCUUUGUAUUAGAUAUAUAUUAAUAUUUUUUAUUGUCUUUUUUUCCAUUUUAUUUAUUUGUUUAUUUGUUUAUUUUCGUAUCUUCAUGGUUGUAUUUCUUUUUUGUCAUUUAUUUAUUUUUGUUUAUUUUCGUAUUGAUGUAUUUUGUAUUUACUUCUUUUUAUGUCGUUUACUCGUUUAUUUAUUUACUUUUUUUUUUGUUUAUUUUCUUAUUAAUGUUUCGUGGUUGAAUUUCCUUCGCUUUAUGUCUGUUAUUAUUCAUAGUUUUCAUUUUAUUUAUUUAUUUAUUUAUUUAUUUAUUUAUUUUAUCUUAUUCGUGUUUAUUUUAUCAAUUUUAUUCUUUGUAAUGAUAUUCAUGGUUGUAACCGCGUCUUAUUUUGUGUAUCGUUAUUUAUUUAUUUAUUUUUUUUAUCUGUCUACCUGUUUAUUUGUUUAUCUAUUUAUCUAUUUAUUUUCUUAGUUAUAAUAUCCAAGGUUGUAUUCUCAUUAUUUUUUGGUAUUAAUUUUCUUUUAUUGAUUUAUUCAUUUUUUAUCAAUACAUUUAUCCAUCUAUUCAUGUAUUUAUUUAUUAUUUUCUGUAUCAUUAAUUUCCCUCGUAUAUGCUUGUAUUUACGUCAACAUGUACACUGUGCGACAAAUGUGAACAGAUGUUGGCCUAACAAUUAUUAAAUAUGGGUGCUUUUUGUAACUUUAUUUUCGUUUAUAAAAAUAACAGGUAUUUUUUUUUUCGUAUUGAGAGAGAGACAGAGAGAGAGAGUGUAUUAAUUAUUUCAGUAUUGAUAAUGGUAUAUGUUAAUGACUCAUGCUUCAGUGCUAUAUAAUGAUGACGAAGUGGUUUUGUAAUAAAAUACCCCC